GAGGAUCUGAGUGAGAAAUAGCGACUCUUCUUCUUUCUUCUUCAUCAUCUUCAAAUCUUCAAUCCUCCUAUGGCGUCAAUACUAUCUUCGUUCAAAUACUCAGACAGUCUCUCAGUAGUAGGCAUCUCAAUCUGCACGGCUUUCCUCUGCGAAGGCAUAUCAUGGAUCCUCAUCUAUCGCACUUCCUCAUACAAAUCCCUCCGCUCCACCAUCGACAAAGCCUCGAAGAAGCUGGAGAUAAUGAAGACCGUAGACAACAAGGGAGGAUCCAACAAGAAAUCCAAGACCAAGAAGAUCGAUCGAGUAGAGACCAGUCUCAAGGAAUCCAGCCGUGAUCUCUCCCUCGCCAAAAUCAAAUCCGGAGCCGUUGUCGCUCUUGUGCUUUUCGUCGUCUUUGGUUUACUGAACUCCCUUUUCGAUGGAACGGCCGUAGCAAAAUUGCCCUUCGCUCCGACUGGAUUUGUUCAGAAGAUGAGCCACCGUGGUCUUCCUGGCAAUGAUCCAACUGACUGUUCCAUGGCCUUCUUAUAUUUCUUGUGCUCUAUUAGCAUUCGCACCAAUUUGCAGAAAUUUCUUGGGUUUUCUCCUCCGAGAGGUGCUCCCGGUACUGGGUUAUUUCCGAUGCCUGAUCCAAAGAUCAAUUGAUUUGGUUUAGCCGGCGGUGAGGUUGUUGUUCGGUUUCGUUGAUCCUUAUUUAUUGGGAUUUACUUUGCUAUUGCUAUUUAUAUUUGUUAAAGUUUGCGAUUGUUGUUAGGCAAUGGAUCGUGUUUCAGGCGCUUUUGUGUAAUGUAAUUUUCUUCUGGAGCUGUACUAGACUUGUCAGUAGAAUGGAUCCAAUGAGUAAAUUUCAGCCGUUUAUUAAUAAUUAUUGCAUCUGUGCUUGAUUUCUUU
This is a messenger RNA of Telopea speciosissima, 891 nucleotides long. Its product is annotated as calcium load-activated calcium channel-like. Gene Ontology annotation, molecular function: calcium channel activity. Gene Ontology annotation, cellular component: cytoplasm; endoplasmic reticulum membrane. The record is from RefSeq and is a predicted model, not a curated record. Lineage: Eukaryota; Viridiplantae; Streptophyta; Magnoliopsida; Proteales; Proteaceae. Gene Ontology annotation, biological process: endoplasmic reticulum calcium ion homeostasis. Bases 70 to 645 code for a protein of 191 amino acids. The transcript has a single exon.